AUGGAUGUGUUGACAUCGAUUGAUCCGACGGCGUCGCAGCCUUCGUCGACGGAUCCUUUUCAUCCGUCGUUUUUCGAGCUGGCGGCCCAGGCGCAACUGCAGGACCUGAUCAAGCCUGCGGUUCGGUAUGUGCUUGCCGUACUUGCGCAGCGCAGUCCGCGCUACCUGCUGCGGGUGGUCAACUCGUUCGACGAGCUGUAUGCGUUGCUUAUGGGCGGGAUCGAGUUGCACUAUCUGCGCGUGUGGGGCAGUUCGUUUGCCGAAAACUUCUACGGCUUGCGAAGACGAAGACGUCCAGGUCUCAGUCGAGGCAGUGCUGGGGUGGGCGCAACAUCGGUAUCUGUGGCGAAUGCAGAGAGGUUGCGCAAGUCCGAGAUUCGUCUUAGCUUGUUGUUCCUCGUCGGUCUUCCCUACAUCGGCGCCAAACUGGAGGAUGUUUGGGAGAGGAAUGGAGGGGGACUUACCAAUACCGCUCUGUUUGACGACCAACCGAGCGGAGCCCGGUUUAACGAGGCACCUGCUUCGAUUCGAGAGAGGAUCAAGACGGCGGUGAUGGAGACGUUCAAGACGACGUAUCCGUACGCAAAGACGGCGUGGCAGUUGUGGUUGCUCACGUACAACGUGCGGUAUUUGUUCGACAAGACCCCCUACUGGCGUCCAUGGUUCUCGCUCAUGCGAAUCGACGUCCGACGAGUCGGGCCCAACGAUGGUCCUCGCAAACCGCUCGUACCCCGGAAGUUUCCCAGCCUCAUUCGUCAACCGGCCCGCUUCUUUGCCAUGGUCUUGCGUCUCGCUCCGGGCGUCGGCUUCGAGGCGCUCAAAUACGGCCUGCCCGCAAGCAUCUUCUUCUUCAAGUUCCUCGAGUGGUGGUAUGGUGCCGACAACCCACGCCGGCGUCGCAACACACCCUCGUCCAAUGAAGAAGGCUCCACACAGUCGCUCGAUCCCCCUGCACCCCUGCUUCCCGAUCUCAAAGGGUUGCUGGCAACAGAGGCUGAGCAGGAGUACAAGCUGCCACACAUCUACACGCUCUCAGGCAAACUCCUCGACGAGGUUGAAAAUGGAGGCGAUGCAAAGCCGAGGAUGACGAAAGGAGGGAGGAAGCUCAUCCACAACUCGUGCCCGCUCUGCGGGGCUAUGCCGAUCAACAAUCCGGCGGUGCUCCCCUCGGGCUACGUCUUCUGCUACACGUGCGCGUUCAACUACGUCCAAACCCACGCGCGCUGUCCUCUCACCUCGAUCUCGAUCCCGGACCGAACCGAUGCUCUGCGCAAAGUGCUCGGCUAA
This is a messenger RNA of Moesziomyces antarcticus, 1287 nucleotides long. Its product is annotated as cyclin-dependent protein kinase inhibitor. Gene Ontology annotation, molecular function: ubiquitin-protein transferase activity; protein binding; zinc ion binding. The record is from RefSeq and is a predicted model, not a curated record. The transcript has a single exon. The coding region runs from base 1 to 1287 and encodes 428 amino acids. Gene Ontology annotation, biological process: protein import into peroxisome matrix; protein monoubiquitination. Gene Ontology annotation, cellular component: peroxisomal importomer complex; peroxisomal membrane. Lineage: Eukaryota; Fungi; Basidiomycota; Ustilaginomycetes; Ustilaginales; Ustilaginaceae.